Messenger RNA from Pygoscelis adeliae (Adelie penguin), 738 nucleotides. It is a transcript of the gene HSPB3, whose product is annotated as heat shock 27kDa protein 3. The record is from RefSeq and is a predicted model, not a curated record. NCBI's taxonomy places the organism in Eukaryota, Metazoa, Chordata, Aves, Sphenisciformes, Spheniscidae. Gene Ontology annotation, cellular component: cytoplasm; nuclear speck.
GUCUGCGGGUAAGGCAUACGACUGGGAAGAGUUUGCUCUGGCUCUGGAGCUUCCCCAAAGCAACACAGAAGCAGCAACUUACCUUUCUGCUUCAGCAAUGGCAGAAGCUGUUACAAGGCACUGGGUGGAAACUCCCGUACGCUAUGAAGAGUGGUUUGCUGUCCAAGAGCUGGAAGCACACAAACUGGACCACUCUUUAUAUGCUUUGCCAGGGCCUUCUACAGCUGCACUGAGCAACAGAAGGUGUAUCGCGGAAAGUACAGCUGGGGCCGACGGCCAGGAGGAGGAAAACACACGCUUUCGGGUCUUGCUGGACGUUGUGCAGUUCCGCCCAGAAGACAUCAUUAUUCAGACUUUCGAAGGCUGGCUCCUGAUCAAAGCUCAGCACGGGCCUAGGAUGGACGAACACGGUUUCGUAUCCAGAAGCUUUACCAGACAGUACAAAUUACCUAAUGGAGUGGAGAACAAAGACCUGUCUGCGCUUUUCUGCCAUGAUGGCAUUUUGGUUGUUGAAAUGAAGAACCCGGUGGGAACGAAUUAGAGUUUUGUCCAUAGUUUAUUGGCUCUGGGAAAGCACACAAAUUGAAGGAUACUAUCAAGAAAAAAAACCAACUAUUUCCACAGUUCAAGCUUGUAUACAAAAGAACCCUUGAGAGAUUACUUUUUACAAGUGUGUUGAGUGUUUGAAAUGAUAAGAAAAAAAGAAUAAUCACUGACUAUAUUUGCUUGAAAACACAG